AUGAGUGAAGGAAGGGCCGGUCCCCUAGCCAGAAGAGACAAUCUAUAUAUACAAAGCUUGCAGCCAUUUCGACUAAUUAUGAUGACACUACUGCUGAAGCUCGUUCUGGUGAUGCUACUGUUGAAGAGAGGAACCCCAUUGGUUUCUCCAAAUGGGUCGACGGGAGGCGACAUGGACGGAAACAGGUUGGUGGUAGCAGAACCAAAAGACUACUCCAAGUGGCUACACCAAAUCCAAAUGGGCUCAUUCAACAAGCAUGCCAUGUUCCAGAAAUCCAACAACAAGCCCAGGCCGUGCUUGACCCUUAAAGUGAGGAAGCACAAACGCCAGUCGAAAUCCUCCAGGAUGUUCACCACCCUGCACAAGGCAAUAGAUUCCAUCCCAGUUGUGAAUAACUGCCGAGUUGUCAUCUCCAUUGGCAAAGGAACUUUCAGGGAGAAGGUUGAGAUACCUGCAACGAUGGGCUACGUAACCCUCAAAGGCGCUGGUGCUGGGAAGACCAUUAUCGAGUGGGGUGACACAGCCGAUAGAAUUGGGAGAGAUGGGCAUCCAUUGGGAACUUAUGGCUCCGCUACUUUCGCUGUCAACUCUCCUUACUUCAUUGCCAGGAACAUUACCUUCAAGAACAAUGCACCACCACCACCAUCAGGAGCUCUAGGGAAACAAGCUGUGGCCCUUAGAAUCUCUGCUGACACGGCCGCGUUCAUUGGCUGCAAGUUCAUCGGAGCACAGGACACCUUGUACGACCACACUGGCAGGCACUACUUCAAGCACUGCUACAUCGAGGGCUCGGUCGACUUCGUGUUUGGGAACGGUCUGUCCUUGUACGAGAAAUGCCAUUUGCACGCAGUCACCAAUAGCUUCGGGGCCCUGACAGCGCAGAAGAGAGGGAGCUUGCUGGAGGAAACAGGGUUCUCGUUUGUGGGGUGCAAGGUCACUGGGUCAGGAGCUCUGUAUCUAGGAAGGGCGUGGGGGUCUUUCUCUAGGGUGGUCUUUGCUUACACUUUCAUGGACAAGAUCAUUACCCCUCCUGGGUGGUACGACUGGGGAGAUAAAAACAGGGAAAUGACUGUGUUUUUCGGGCAGUAUAAGUGUUCAGGGCCGGGAGCCAAUUUUGGAGGGCGAGUUCCGUGGUCUAGGGAGCUUACUGAUGCAGAGGCUGAGCCCUUUAUUUCUCUUGGUUUCAUUGAUGGCCAUGAUUGGCUCCCUGAUUUGUUGUAA
Molecule: messenger RNA, 1221 nt
Organism: Linum trigynum
Lineage: Eukaryota; Viridiplantae; Streptophyta; Magnoliopsida; Malpighiales; Linaceae
Source: the annotation of a GenBank genome assembly